Messenger RNA from Diachasmimorpha longicaudata, 2919 nucleotides. It is a transcript of the gene YME1L, whose product is annotated as ATP-dependent zinc metalloprotease YME1L. NCBI's taxonomy places the organism in Eukaryota, Metazoa, Arthropoda, Insecta, Hymenoptera, Braconidae. Gene Ontology annotation, molecular function: metalloendopeptidase activity; ATP binding; ATP hydrolysis activity. Bases 114 to 2333 code for a protein of 739 amino acids. The transcript is spliced from 4 exons. Gene Ontology annotation, biological process: mitochondrion organization; protein quality control for misfolded or incompletely synthesized proteins. Gene Ontology annotation, cellular component: mitochondrial inner membrane. The record is from RefSeq and is a predicted model, not a curated record.
CAUUAGAAUUGUCUGAACAAUACAACCCCAAGUUCUCUCAUUUUGUCUUUUUGGUUCAUCAAAUUAUCCUCGAGUGAUUGUUAUAUUCUAUCUGUGCACCACUAACGUUAUCAAUGAUUUCCUUGCAGUCGCAUAACCAGGUGUUAUACCACCUUACCCAGUUGACUUCAGCCUUCACACCGCUAACCUCGUACUCAUCACGUCUGAAGACCCAUUCAAAAUCGUCAACCCCAUCCCCCCCGGAGGUAAUCUGCCAAGAGAGCCUCCUGGAGGCUGUUAAGAACUGCACAGAGCUUCCCCUGGAGAAUCUCAACAUUAGGGCCAUCUCCGAGGCUUCGAGAUUGCUGAAAACAGAUGCCCACAGGAUUCUGAAGAGAGUCAACAGGGUACCCAGGGCUCUGGGAGAGCCCUGCAAUGGCUGGAGGAUUUCCUACGUCUCGGGCUCAUCAUUUUCAGAUAACAAACGAGGUUUGUCUUGUACUUACGAUCAAUUGCAUGGAAACGUUCUUCUGCUGGCUGUGCCCACGUCCAGGGACAUCCUAGUUCGUGGCUUUAAGACCCAUCGAAAUGUCAACGCAGAAAUAGAGAGGAAUCCUUCGCUUUUUGGGAGAUUGAGGACUUGGAUUGGACUUUCCAAAACCAGUGACGGAAAGCCAAAGGUUUCGAUUGACGGUGCAGACCUGGAGAACCUAAAGAACAUUCUGAAUGACACAGAUCUUGCCCCAGACGACAAACAACGCGUUAAGAUUGCAUUUGCCGAGGGUUAUGUUGCGGGAAAUGGCAGAAAAUCAUCGGAUCGUAAAUUCAAGUGGUUAAAAACUCUUCAACACGUGGUGCUGACAGCUGUCGGUCUUCUCAUACUCGGCGCGAUCAUGGGUACGUACAAAUCCAGCACUAACGGCAGUGUCUUCCGCAUCCAGUUGGGCUCUCACUCAGCAGUGAAUCCAGAACAAAUUUCAGUGACCUUCGCCGAUGUCAAGGGCGUUGCUGAGGCGAAACAAGAGCUCGAGGACAUUGUGGAGUUCCUGAAGAAUCCAGAAAAAUUCUCAACACUCGGUGGUCGCCUCCCCAAGGGGGUUCUUCUGGUGGGUCCCCCGGGCACAGGGAAGACUCUGUUGGCUCGUGCCGUUGCAGGUGAGGCCAGGGUGCCGUUCUUCCACGCAGCGGGAUCGGAGUUCGACGAAAUCCUCGUGGGCCAGGGGGCGCGCAGGGUCAGGGAUCUCUUCAAAGCGGCCAAGGAGCGUGCGCCCUGUGUUGUAUUCAUCGACGAGAUCGACUCCGUGGGGGGCAAGAGGACGUCCUCUGUGAUCCAUCCAUAUGCCAAUCAGACGAUCAAUCAGUUGCUGUCGGAGAUGGAUGGGUUUCAUCCGAAUGAGGGUGUCAUCGUUCUGGGGGCGACCAAUCGUAAGAAUGAUCUCGAUAAGGCCCUUCUGCGACCUGGGAGGUUUGAUGUGGAGGUUUAUGUUCACAAGCCUGAUAUCAAGGGGAGACGGGAGAUCCUUGAGCUGUAUCUGUCCAAGGUAUUGGCGAAGUCCACUGACAUUGAGUUGCUGGCUAGAGCAACCACUGGAUUCACGGGCGCCGAUAUCGAGACUAUGGUUAAUCAGGCAGCUCUGAGGGCUGCUGUGGAAGGGGCAGAAUACGUCACCAUGGAUCACCUACAGAAGGCUAUGGAGAAGGUCGUCCUGGGACCGGAGCUGAAGGGGAUGAUGCCGGAUAGCGAGGAGAAUGCUAUUACUGCUUAUCAUGAGGCUGGACAUGCUAUUGUUUCGUAUUAUACGAAGGACUCUAUGCCAUUGUCUAAAGUCACCAUAAUUCCCAGAGCAGGAUCCCUGGGGCACACGAGUUAUGUACCGGCUAAGGACGUGUUCCACAAUACUAAAAGUCAGCUGCUUGCCUCGAUGGACUCCUCGUUUGGUGGACGAGUUGCUGAGGAGCUAAUUUUUGGACCGGAAAAAAUAACAACAGGGUCGGCUGCUGAUCUCCAAAGGGCCAGUGAGAUUGCUGCCAGUAUGGUAAAGAAUUAUGGGAUGAGCGAGAAGGCUGGAUUCAGAACUCAGUAUGAAGAGAAACCAGAGUACAGCCCCAGCACCAAUGAAGUCAUCGAUGGAGAGGUAAAACGACUGCUCCAGGAAUCAUAUGACAGAGCUAAAAAUAUUCUCAAAACUCAUGCUAGAGAGCAUAAGUUACUAGCCGAAGCCCUUUUAAAAUAUGAAACCCUCGACGUUGAAGAUAUAAAAGCCGUUAUAAAUGGUAAAACACCGAAAGCAGAGCCAGCUAAUCCCGAGAAAAGACCGUCACCGAUCAUCGAUGUCCCUGGCAACGUCAUGUAACGCUAAGACUGAAGAUAACACCUGGGCUAGACAAAAACUGAUUUGGUAAAAGAUAGAAAAUUUAAUCUCCUGAAGAAAUUAACGAAUAACAAUGUCAGGAUUGUUUAUUGCUAUCGAGGGGCAUAGAGGAUGCCCUGAGGUGAGUUUAGCAACGCUGUGACAGCAUUCGUUGACAACAAAAGCUUACGAAAUUCGUUGAAGGGACGAGUUAAAAAAUUUAAUUUCAUUGUUUAGAGAAGAUCUCGAGGAGAAGUUUUCGAGAAAAAAUUCGCAAGUAUUUUAUUUAGCAAAUAUAAUUUUCGAUAAAAAUGAUUUUGACAUAUUUUUUGGUAGAAUACAUAGUUUUUGAAAUUUUUGAAUUCAUAUCCAAUUCAAUAGGAAAUUCAAUGGGAAAAAAUUGAAAAAAAACUGGAAAACUUGCGGGAGUAUUUCUGUGUGAUGAGAGUAAUGAAAAUUUUGUACAGUAUAUAAUAAAUAAAUAUUAAAAAAUAACUAUGGACAUUUACAUUGAAUGUUGAUGUUAAUUUUAGAUGAGAAUAUUUAUGUUUUCACCUUCUUCUCUUGUGAAAUAAAGGAUUUUAGUCUU